GAAUGAUUAUCAUCGCACAUGAAAGCAAGCAGGAACCGUACGCCCUCACGCAGCGAGAAGGGCCUUCCACAAUCUUGCCUUCUGGUCCUGAAGUUCAUCUGGUGAAACAAGCGUCCUCAGCCACAGAUCAGCCAGAGCACAAGCAGGUCAGCCCUGUGGACGGCUCCUGGAAGGCAGAGCAAGACAGAAGGAAGGCGGCAGUAAUGAGGGGGUGCGCCGGCUGGAGGGAAGCUGUGUCAGACUACACGCCUUCCUCCUGGCAAGAGAUGACGUCCCUCCUGGUGGACGACAAGCACAAGGCGAUCUACUGCUACGUGCCGAAGGCUGCCUGCACGAACUGGAAGAGGCUUUGGAUGAUCCUGACGGGGUUAACCGAGGUGGAGGACCCGAUGGAAAUCCACAGCGGAAUCCCCCACCAGGUGCAUAACAAAAUGAGACUCGUGACCCAGAAGCUAACUAGAAGCCAAAUUCAAAAGAAGCUGGAGACCUACACAAAGAUGAUCGUCGUGCGCCACCCAUUCGAGCGACUCCUCUCAGCUUAUCUUGAUAAAUUUGUUGUAUCUGGGAACUCCUACUACAUGAAGAAUUUUGCACGCCCGAUCAUGAAGAAAUUCCGUGGAGAUGACAGCCAAGUGCCGGAAACAGGGGACGGGUUAACUUUUGGGGGGUUCGUCAGAUACGUCAUCAGCUUGAAGAAAUACAGUUAUUUCGACGAACACUGGAAACCGAUCUCGGAACUCUGCUAUCCGUGUGCUAUCCGCUAUGACGUCAUUGUCAAGUAUGAGACACUCAUCGAGGAUUCCGAAAGGUUCCUACGCCUGAUAGGAGCUCCUGCAGACCUCCACUUUCCACCCGCUAACCCAAGGAAUACCUCAAGAGUCCUCAAAAAAUAUUUCGCAGACAUCCCUAGAAAACAGCAGGAAGAUCUCUUCUGGGUAUACAAGAAAGACUUUAAGAUCUUUGAGUACGAUGCCAUAUAG
Messenger RNA from Penaeus monodon (black tiger shrimp), 980 nucleotides. Its product is annotated as carbohydrate sulfotransferase 11-like. Gene Ontology annotation, biological process: carbohydrate biosynthetic process. Gene Ontology annotation, cellular component: membrane. Lineage: Eukaryota; Metazoa; Arthropoda; Malacostraca; Decapoda; Penaeidae. Gene Ontology annotation, molecular function: sulfotransferase activity. The record is from RefSeq and is a predicted model, not a curated record.